ACACCCCGCGGAGUCGGCCUCGGUCAAGAUCCAGGGAACGAGUUUUAAAUGUGUUGUUUCGUUUCAUAGAACUUAUCCACCGAGAUCUACUGCUUUUCCUCGACAUUCAGUGGGUACGCCCAUGACUGCGGGGCUUCAGUGCGUAUGCCGACUGCUGGUGUACGAACAAAGUCGCAACCCUGGACGACCGCCAAUUCACCAGCAUAUACCCAGCAUUCAAUCAAGCAUGCCGCGACUCCACUGUUGCUGCCAAGUUGAUGCACGAGGCUAUCGGACACCGCUUCCACGCCAUCCUUGUCGAUAACGGAGUCCUCCGCCUCAACGAGGCCGAGAUCGUCCACGAGACUUUGACCAAAGGUCUCGGUAUCGACCUCACCGUCAUCGACGCAUCCGAGGAGUUCCUCUCCAAGCUCAAGGGCGUCUCCGACCCCGAGAAGAAGCGCAAGAUCAUCGGAAACACCUUCAUCGAAGUCUUUGAGCGCGAGGGCGACAAACUCGAGAAAGCCACCGAGCAAUCCGGUGCCAAGAUCGAGUUCUUGUUGCAAGGAACCCUCUACCCCGACGUCAUCGAGUCCAUCUCCUUCAAGGGUCCUUCCGCUACCAUCAAGACCCACCACAAUGUCGGCGGUCUCCUCGACGACAUGAAGCUCAAGCUCAUCGAGCCCCUUCGCGAGCUCUUCAAGGAUGAGGUCCGUGCGCUCGGUCGCCUCAUGGGUAUCCCCGCCGACCUCGUCAUGCGUCACCCCUUCCCCGGACCCGGUCUCGCAAUCCGUAUCUUGGGCGAAGUCACCCCCGAACAAAUCGCAAUCGCCCGCGCCGCCGAUAACAUCUUCAUCCAAGAAAUCCGCGCUCACGGGAUCUAUGACCGUAUGUCCCAGGCUUUCGCUGCUCUCCUCCCUGUCCGUGCCGUCGGUGUCAUGGGUGACCAGCGUACGUACGAGCAAGUCAUCGCGCUCCGUGCUGUUGAGACCACUGAUUUCAUGACUGCGACGUGGUAUGAGUUUGAGGCUAAGUUCUUGAAGGUUGUGAGUAGCAGGAUUAUCAAUGAGGUUAGGGGUGUUAACAGGGUUGUUUACGAUGUGUCUACGAAGCCUCCGGCUACUAUUGAAUGGGAGUAGACGAGCUUGAAAAGAGAGGGAUUGGGAAGAAGGGAAAAGAGAGGACAGAUGGAUAUGGAUAUGGAUAUCAUACACAGGAACGACAUAAUUAGAAGAGCGUAGAAACGGAAAUACGAGCGCUUGUUAUCAUUGAUCUCCUCUCUCCC
This is a messenger RNA of Saitoella complicata NRRL Y-17804, 1264 nucleotides long. Its product is annotated as GMP synthase. Gene Ontology annotation, cellular component: cytosol. The record is from RefSeq and is a predicted model, not a curated record. Gene Ontology annotation, biological process: GMP biosynthetic process. Gene Ontology annotation, molecular function: ATP binding; GMP synthase activity; GMP synthase (glutamine-hydrolyzing) activity. The transcript has a single exon. Lineage: Eukaryota; Fungi; Ascomycota; Saitoellomycetes; Saitoellales; Saitoellaceae. Bases 258 to 1118 code for a protein of 286 amino acids.